Chrysochloris asiatica (Cape golden mole) is the source of this 1059-nucleotide messenger RNA. Its product is annotated as zinc finger protein 91-like. The transcript has a single exon. The record is from RefSeq and is a predicted model, not a curated record. Lineage: Eukaryota; Metazoa; Chordata; Mammalia; Afrosoricida; Chrysochloridae. Bases 1 to 1059 code for a protein of 352 amino acids.
AUGGCCUUUGCUGAACAUAUAAGAACUCACAGUGGGAAAAAACCUCUUGAAUGUAAUGAAUGUGGGAAAGCCUUUAGUUGUUCCUCAAAGCUCAUUGAACAUAUAAGAUCUCACCGUGGAGAGAAGCCAUAUGGAUGUAAGAAAUGUGGGAAAGCGUAUACUCGAUCCAACAGCCUAACGAAGCACAUAAGAUCUCACAGUGCUGUGAAGCCUCAUGAAUGUAAGGAGUGUGGGAAAGCUUUUGCCCGUUCUGGUAGCCUAACUGUCCAUAAAAGGUCUCACACUGGAGAGAGGCCUUUUGAAUGUAAAGACUGUGGGAAAUCCUUUAGUGGUUCUUCACAACUUACUGAACAUACACGAUGUCACAGUGGAGUGAAGCCGUAUCAGUGUGAGAAAUGUGGGAAAGCUUUUGCUCGUUCUAGCAGCCUAACUGUCCAUAUAAGAUCUCACACUGGAGAGAAACCUUUUGAAUGUAAAGACUGUGGAAAAGCCUUUAGUUGUUCCUCGCGGCUCACUGAACAUACACGAUCUCACAGUGGAAUAAGGUCGUAUAGAUGUAAGGAAUGUGGGAAGGCUUACUAUAUUCACAGACAGCUCACUGAACAUAAAAAAACACACAGUAGAGAGAAGUCUUAUGAGUGUAAGGAAUGUGGGAAAGCCUUCACUCAGGCCUCAGGCCUCAAAGUACAUAAAAAAACACACAGUGGAGAGAAGCCUUAUGAGUGUAAUGACUGUGGAAAAGCUUUUCGUCACUCCUCAGGCCUCGUUGUACAUAAACGAUACCACAGUGGAGAGAGGCCUUAUGAAUGUAAGGAAUGUGGGAAAGCCUUUAUUUGUACCUCACGGCUCACUGAACAUAAAAGGUCUCACAGUGGAGUAAGGCCAUAUAGGUGUAAGGAAUGUGGGAAAGCCUUCCAUGUUAGCAGUCUUCUCGCUCAGCAUAAAAGAACACACAGUGGAGAGAAGCCUUAUCAGUGUAAGGACUGUGGGAAAGCCUUCAAAUACAUUGCAGGCCUCAGUGUACAUAAAAAAAAAACCCACAGUGGAAGGAAACCUUGA